AUGGCUUCCCUAUCCGCGCCAUCUACCCCUAGGGCAGUAUCUUCGCCUGCACCUACUUCAGACGAGUCCCGGACACCAGGAAAAUGGCGCCAUCCGCAGUUGAAUGAAAUAGUCCGGCGACAGAAUGCUGGAACAUUUGGAGAUAGUAAUAUCAAAAGAGUUCUGUGGAAUGGGGCUGCUUUACUAGCAACCUGGAUCUUUGGCAACACCUUCAAAUCCUACUCCCUGCGACUCGAAAAGUCCAGCCAGUAUUCUACAUAUCCUGAUCUUUCCCUCCAUAUGUUACAACUUAUCUUCGUUCUCAAUAUCCUUGUGGCACUAUACCCUCUCAUUCGCCCAAAGGAUAACCUCUCCGAUAUCCCACUCACCCCUACGCAACGUGCCCUCUUAGGACUGGAUCCAUCUGCCACAGCACCGCCGACGCCGGGAUCUGCGUACAUCACUCCACCCAAAUAUCGGCUUUCUGGGUCGCGGGCAGCAAGCCCGGCCAGCAGAAGUGCAUCGCCUUUGUCAACCAGUGCCAGUGCUUCUGGGCGUAAGGUAUCGUCGGGCACAUUGUUUUCGCCUUCUACUAGUCCAUUGCUCCACAAAGCUGUUUCAAAUGGAGGAAGAGAAAAUGGACGGAGACCGAGUUUCGGCUCUCUAUCACCUCUUGGGAGAAGCUCACCUUUUCGUGAAUCAACCUUCCGUGAAUCAACCUUCCGUGAAUCAACCUUCCGUGAGUCAAGCUUCGGUUCGAGUACGGGUCCUGCGACUCCGUCGCCAGUAGGGGGGAAACGUGUUAAUCUGGGCCUGAGUAACAAGUGGCUGUAUGAGCGGAGCAGGCGGCUGUCAGCGAGCAAUGGUAGUCUUUGA
Messenger RNA from Aspergillus bombycis, 855 nucleotides. RefSeq names its product nuclear pore complex component. The transcript has 2 exons. The record is from RefSeq and is a predicted model, not a curated record. Bases 1 to 855 code for a protein of 284 amino acids. NCBI's taxonomy places the organism in Eukaryota, Fungi, Ascomycota, Eurotiomycetes, Eurotiales, Aspergillaceae. Gene Ontology annotation, cellular component: nuclear pore transmembrane ring; nuclear outer membrane. Gene Ontology annotation, biological process: protein import into nucleus; spindle pole body duplication.